CUUCCAACUGCCUGAAGCCGUUUUGUUUUUUUUUAUUUCUUUGUCAAUAUGUUUUAAAUAUCUCGUACAUAGGAGGGCCAUCUUGAAUAUUUUGUGUUUUGGAAAUUUACAACCGCUCUCUUGCACUCUCCAACACGCAUUUGCUGAAGUGACAGUCCAGAUCCUACUAAGAGGGGCAAGCCGAAAGUGAGACUUCACAACCCAACAUAGGCUUUGAGAGAGGAACGGAAACUGCAACAGACAAAAUGUCAGGCUUGGGUGGAGAUGGCACGUCAAUUUCCCUCUCUUCUGUGCCUGAGAAUGGCCGAACAGCUUUUGUCUAUGGCACCCUGGUGAGCAACUCGUUACCCCGCUCUCUCUCGGAUCCCUCUAUCGGAAACCCUCCACUAACGACCUCGUAGAUGGUUCCCCAGAUUUUAUACCGUGUCUGUUAUGGUACCGAAAAUCCUCUCCCGGAACUUAUCUCUCACCUCCGCCUUUCUCCUGCACUUUUGCGAAACUAUUCCUGCCGAAAGGUCCGCCAUGCGGACUUUCCCGGUAUCAUUGCACAGAAAAACCAUACGGUUCUCGGGACUCUGAUAAGUGGCCUUAGCAAGGCAGAUGUGAGUUGGCUGGAUCAGUUUGAAGGCGAUAUGUACAAACGUGUGUUUAUCGAGGUACAGGCACUUGAGGCCGAGGUAUUCGACGCAUAUGGGAACAUCAAAGCGGAGGAGAUGGAGAAAGUCAAUGCUUUUAAAGAAGGGGAAAGGAACAUGGUGAGGGCGGAGACUUAUGUGUGGGAUCUGGGUAAGGACCGUCUUGAGAGUGAGGAGUGGUUAUUUGCGGAUUUUCGCAGCGAGAAGAUGAAGAAUUGGGUUGAUGGACCUGAGAACGACGGGACGGUCGACCACUAUGAUGACUCCGGAACAGAAAGGGGGAGCCAAGACGGCGACGGGAAAGGAGGGGCGCCCGAAACAGAGAAGGGAUUUGAAAUUGAUGGGGGGCACGUUGAAGACGAGGAACAAGAAAAGCGCCGGAUCGCCUCGGUGGUCGCCGGCAUCGCUGCAAAGGAAGCUGAGGAUUGGGAGUCGGAUGCAUUGAUGAGCGCGGUGUGAGCAGUUGACUCCGACGAGCAUCGAUCUUGUAUGGAUCUGGAUGCUCGUCCCGCAAAGACGCAGUUGUAGAUCUGAAAUUACCCGUAGAUGCAAUACAUGCCGAACAGCGUGUAAUAGGUAGAGAAUGGAAAAUGUUGACAUACAGGUGGAGUC
Pseudogymnoascus destructans is the source of this 1247-nucleotide messenger RNA. RefSeq lists its product as uncharacterized. The record is from RefSeq and is a predicted model, not a curated record. NCBI's taxonomy places the organism in Eukaryota, Fungi, Ascomycota, Leotiomycetes, Thelebolales, Thelebolaceae. The transcript has a single exon. Bases 402 to 1094 code for a protein of 230 amino acids.